This is a messenger RNA of Melopsittacus undulatus (budgerigar), 4019 nucleotides long. It is a transcript of the gene SELENON, whose product is annotated as selenoprotein N. NCBI's taxonomy places the organism in Eukaryota, Metazoa, Chordata, Aves, Psittaciformes, Psittaculidae. The transcript has 12 exons. The record is from RefSeq and is a predicted model, not a curated record. Gene Ontology annotation, biological process: calcium ion homeostasis; skeletal muscle fiber development. Gene Ontology annotation, cellular component: endoplasmic reticulum membrane.
CCGCCUGACGCCUCCCUCGGCCAUGGCGGCGGCGGCCAUGGCGGCUCCCGGCGCGGCCCAUCCGCGCCUGGCGCUGGCUCUGGCCGCUCUGGCGGCGCUGGCCGCAGUCAAGUACUACCGGGACCGGGAGGCGGCCAGGCUGCAGGAGCUGGCGCUGAAGUCUCUGGGAAGUGAGGGGAUGUUUCUCUUUUCUUCUCUGGACACAAACAAUGACCUGUACCUCAGUCCCGAAGAGUUCAAGCCAAUAGCUGAGAAGCUGACAGGGGUUGCUUCUGUCUCAGAAUUUGAAGAGGAGGAGACAUCUGAUACAAGCGGGGAGACAUUGUCCAUCGUGGCUAAAUUCCAGCCUCUGGUCAUGGAAACAAUGACAAAGAGCAAAGACGGUUUCUUGGGAAUUUCUCAUGUUGCUCUGUCUGGGCUGAGGAACUGGACUGCCCCAGCAGCCCCUAUGAGUGUGCUGCUUGCCAGGCAGUUUAAAGCCUUUCUUCCUCCAAAGAAUAAAUUGGAUCUUGGGGAUCCAUGGUGGAUAAUUCCUAGUGAAUUGAACAUCUUCACUGGGUAUCUUCCCAACAACAGAUUUUACCCUCCGCCUCCCAAGGGCAAAGAGAUCAUCAUCCACAAGCUUCUGAGCAUGUUCCACCCUCGCCCCUUUGUGAAAACCCGCUUUGCUCCGCAGGGAGCUGUGGCCUGCAUCCAAGCCAUCAGCACCUUCUACUACACCAUCGCCUUCAGGAUCCACGCUGAGUUCCAGCUGAAUGAGCCACCACACUUCCCCUUCUGGUUUUCCCCAGGCCAGUUCACCGGUCACAUCAUCCUCUCCAAGGAUUCUUCCCAUGUCCGAGAAUUUAAGCUCUUUGUCCCUAACAACAGGUCUCUGAAUGUUGAUAUGGAGUGGCUGUAUGGAGCAAGUGAAAGCAGCAACAUGGAGGUGGAUAUUGGAUACCUGCCUCAGAUGGAGCUUGAAUCAACUGGACCUUCCAUCCCCUCUGUGAUCCAUGAUGAGAAUGGAAAUGUGAUUGACAGCAGGGAUCCCUCAGGGGAGCCCAUCCAGUUUGUGUUUGAAGAGAUAACCUGGCAGCAGGAAAUACCCUGGGAAGAGGCAGCCCAGAAACUGGAAGUGGCCAUGUAUCCAUUUAAGAAGGUCUCCUAUCUUCCCUUCACACAAGCUUUUGAGAGAGCAAAAGCAGAAAAGAAGCUGGUGCACUCAAUCCUGCUGUGGGGUGCCCUGGACGACCAGUCCUGCUGAGGUUCAGGGCGAACUCUCCGGGAGACCGUCCUGGAAAGUUCGCCCAUCCUCACCCUGUUGAAUGAGAGCUUCAUCAGCAGCUGGUCACUGGUGAAGGAGCUGGAAGAGCUGCAGAACAACAGAGAAAAUGAGUUCUACAGCAAGCUGGCUGACCUGCACCUGGAGAAAUACAACUUCCCCGUGGAGAUGAUCAUCUGCCUCCCUAAUGGCACGGUGAUUCACCAUAUUAAUGCAAACUACUUCCUGGACAUUACUUCUAUGAAGCCUGAAGAUGUUGAAACUAGCAUCUUUAGUUUCUCAACCAAUUUUGAAGACCCUUCAACUGCAACUUACCUCCAGUUCCUGAAGGAAGGACUGCAAAGAGCAAAGCCAUACUUGCAGACCUAAAACCAAAGGCACCUGAAUGCCCCACAGAGAUGGACAAAGACUUCAGAGAUCUACUCUGAUUACAGAAAUUCUUCCUUGUCUUUAUGCCAGACAUUGAUGCUAAGAUGCAGACCCAGGGCUGGGGCUUUGCUCUGGAUGUUAAUUUGAGGCAGUGCCAAGUGAUACCAGUUUGCAUAACGUACCCUUCUGAGGUCAGGCAAACUGUGACAGGAGUGAGAACACUUGAAUCUAUAACCAUUCUUGAUGCAUACUCCUUGGCUUGCCACCCACCCUCAUGUUUCUCCAGUUCCUGUUCAGACUCUGAGGUGCAAGUCAUGUACCAGCUCUACCACAUGUCACCCAGAAAGCCCUGACCUCAGGACUGGACUGUGUUGGAUUCCUGAGAGCAGCAUUGCCGUUAGACCCAGCCCCUGUGGUGUGAUGGUGCAGAACCCAGCGCAGGUGGGAAGCUCCCUCCUGGUAGCCAGUGCUCUCCACACACACCUCGUGUCAUGGACCAACUCUUCAUGGCAGCAUUUAUGGACAACAGUGGCCACCAGUGUGUGAUGGGACUGUGCUGUUCAUGGGUAUAGAUGUAAACGCAGGUGGAGCUGGAGCAUGAGGCUCUGGCCUUCUCCCAGCACUGUGUGUUGUGGUGGGAGAGUGGUCUUCUUUAUUCAGGUUCUCUGCAUCCAAGGGAGGUGCUGAGGUUGGCACAGUGGAACGGAGACCAUGGCCUUAGAGGUGCAGUGCAGCUCAGAGGCAUGGAUUCAUCAGGGACUGGAGCAAUAGGACAAGGGGUGAUGGGUUUAAACUGAAACAGGGAAAGUUCAGGUCAGAUGUAAAGUUCUUUAUGGUGAUGGUGGUGAGGCACUGGCACAGGCUUCCCAAAGAAGUGGUGAAUGCUCUACCCCUGGCAGUGUUCAAGGCCAGAUUGGACAGAGCCUUAGGUGAUAUGGUUUAGUGUGAGGUGUCUCUGCCCAUGGCAGGGGGUUGGAACUGGAUGAUCUUAAGGUCCUUUCCAGCCCAAACCAUUCUGUGGUUCUGUGAUUAUUAUGGAGAAUAGGGGUCAGAGUCCAUCAGGAUGUGCAUUCCAGGCUGUGGGACACAGCAGUGAGCAGUGUCCAGCCCCCAGCUUUGGGAGCUUUGCUCAGAGGGCAUUUUGGUUUCAUGCUCUGUCCAUUUGAUUUGAGCUUCCAAGCCCCACUGAAUGAGGAACCAUGACAUUCCCUUCAGGAACUGCCCCAAGAGCAUUAACUAAGCAUUAGCUAAGAACUAAGCAGUUCUAAAAGCCAGCAGCUCUCAUGGAAAUUCCAGAAGUUUUCCAGAGAAAUGCCUUGGACAGAAUGCCAUUUUCACUAACCUGUAACCACCCUGAGCAGUUGCUCCUACUCUGUACCAGUGCCUUCUACAGAGUGAGCAUAAUCUGGACAAGGAAAGGUUAAACAAAACAGGUUUCAAAGCCUGUUCCUGUAGAAGUGAGGAGACAAAAGCAUCUUCAGUAGAUGGCUGCAAACAGCCAUGGCUGGGGAUGCUUUUUCUUCUCUCUUGAAGCACAGUUUUGUUGGACCAAGUCACGGGGGGGAAGGGCAAGGAAACCUUUAGGUGCUUUUUGGGUGGCUUUUUCUGGUUGUUUUGUUGCUCUGGGAGGAGCCCAGGGGUGCGGAUCACCCACCUUGCCCCAGCCCUCCUGGCUGUACACCGAGCUUAGGUCGACCUCCCGACUGAGCCAGCACAGCUUCACUAAUUGCUCCAGUGAGAUGAAUUCCCCCUGGGCUGUUUCUCAGUAUCGAUGUUCUAACUAUGCAUUACCUCUGCACUUUUACCCACCCAGGGGCUGCAGUACCCACAGCAUUGUUGGCUGCAGACGGUGCCGCAGCCCUCGGGCAGCACUUGAGACCGAGCUCCUGUUGACCGGUGGCCUUGUCCCGAGAGGACUUUGGACCAAACGAGCGCUGCGCCCUCCGGCCCCGCCUCCAUGUGCCCUCUUGGCUGCUACCGAACUGCUCCUGGGGCUUUGUUGCCCGUUCCCGGAGCCCCUUCUCGGGGCAGGGAGGGUCCGGAGGGAGCCGCAGCUGCACAGCCGGGAUGGCUCUUGUCUGUCGGGGCAAACCGGGGGCUGCGGCGGCUCCGCAGGAUGAGGGGAGCCCCGGGCAGGAGCCGCUGCCCCCUCCGAGCUUCCCGUCCUGUGUAACUCGGGUGCGUGUUCCGGUGGUACCGGCGGAGCCGCUGCCUCCCCCUGCUGUGCUGGGUGACGCUCUGGCCUGAAACCCGCGGCGGGCCAGGGCCGAUGUUUGCCGGCGGGGGCGGUGGGAGCGGCGCGGUUCGGUGCCGGUCGGGCGCGGCUGUAGCGGCUGUUCCGUGUUAAACCCGUUCCAUGUUAAACCCGUUCCACGUUAAACCCGUU